GCAAUCUUUCAAUCUGCAAACGCUUCCUUUUGCCUUCGCCAUGCCUCUUUCAAAGCAACAACUCCUUUCUCGUUUACAGGAACUUCAGAUCGAGUUUUCUCGUUACGAGCAUCCUGUUGUUUUGACUGUUGAGGCUCAGGCAAAGUAUGUUGGACAUUUGGGGGGAGGAUUGAGUAAAAAUUUGUUUUUGAAGGACAAGAAAAACAGAUUUUAUAUCGUUUCUGCUUUAGCUGAUACCAAGGUAGAUCUUAAAGUGCUAUCUCAGCGGCUUGGUUUAGGAAAAGGGGGUCUUAGAAUGGCACCUGAAGAGGCUUUGGGUGAAAUACUUCAGGUGUCUCUGGGUUGUGUUACUCCAUUUGCAUUAGUGAAUGAAUCAGCACGAGAUGUUUCACUUUUAUUGGAUCAAGGAUUCAAGGCACAGACGCACUGCUUCUUCCACCCAUUGUCAAAUGACAUGUCCAUAUCUCUAAAUGCAAGUGGUCUUGACAAAUUUCUUAAAUCAAUAGGAAGAAAUCCCACAUAUGUUGAUUUGGAGGCCAAUCCUCCAGUGGGGAAAGAUCAACCACCUGAUCUUGCUGCUCUAGUUCCAUCCGGUUCAAUAGUUUUGCCUGAUCAACCAGAAAAGCAACCUUCUUCACAAGUUCCUAAGGACGGAAACCUUGUUUCUGUGGAUAACAGUUCCAAGACAGUUUCAGGCAAAGCCGGCAAGCCAGCUGUUAGUGAGAAAAAUGCAAAGGGGGCACCAGUAAAAAAUGAACGUUUAUCAAGCUCCUCAGCUAAUGUUGGGCAAUUCGUUGAGGAGAUUUUGCAAAAAACAUCUGAAUUAGUGCUUUUGCAGAUCAAUGAAGGAAAUAUAAAGCAACAUGGAGAGCAGCUUGGUACCGUGGUAUCCGACAAUUUACGGAAAAACCUGAGCUCAGAUUUCAAAAACCUUGCUAUGAUAUUUAAGAACACCGCAUACACAGAAGGGUUCCAUGCUGGUACUCAACAUCAGCGCAGGGGCUUUUGAAUCUCGAUGUUAAAUUUUGCAGCUAUGGAGGUUAAACCAAGGGACCAUAUUAUAACUCCAGUUAUUCAGUAUUCGUUUUAUGACUUCACCUUGCAUUAUUGAUUCAUCGUUCAUAGAGAGAAAAAUUUGGUCCUGAAAAGAGGAUUUGAAAACUAAUUUAAUGGCUUAAAAGACAAAAAAAAAAAAGAAAAAGAAAUAGGCACUUGGAGCAGGUCAUCCAGAGAGAGGUGUUACUCAUUAAAAAUUUCUUCAUACUUUUAAAGUCCCAGUUUAUCAAGAUAUGUGACGAGAUGUCUUUUCAUAGAAACUUUUAUCUCAUGAAUAUACGCAUGACUUUAAUGUUUAAUGUUGAUUUCACCUCAGUCGGUGAAUGAAUUUUAUAGUAA
This is a messenger RNA of Arachis stenosperma, 1395 nucleotides long. RefSeq lists its product as uncharacterized. Lineage: Eukaryota; Viridiplantae; Streptophyta; Magnoliopsida; Fabales; Fabaceae. The coding region runs from base 41 to 1009 and encodes 322 amino acids. The record is from RefSeq and is a predicted model, not a curated record. Gene Ontology annotation, molecular function: aminoacyl-tRNA deacylase activity. The transcript has 12 exons.